This is a messenger RNA of Fusarium graminearum PH-1, 3369 nucleotides long. RefSeq lists its product as uncharacterized. Gene Ontology annotation, molecular function: polyubiquitin modification-dependent protein binding. Gene Ontology annotation, cellular component: nucleus; cytosol; proteasome regulatory particle, base subcomplex. The coding region runs from base 1 to 3369 and encodes 1122 amino acids. Gene Ontology annotation, biological process: proteasome-mediated ubiquitin-dependent protein catabolic process. The record is from RefSeq and is a predicted model, not a curated record. The transcript has 2 exons. NCBI's taxonomy places the organism in Eukaryota, Fungi, Ascomycota, Sordariomycetes, Hypocreales, Nectriaceae.
AUGCAACAAGAGUCUCUCGAGCAUACAAAACCUUUGAUUCAACGAGAUAACCCCUUUGAAACCCCAUCUUCCCAGCAUGGCCCCCUUCACCAUGUCCCGAGCGGCCUCCGCCGAGUCUAUUCCGGAGACUCAAGUGGCGCUGACACUGGCUCUGCACCAGCGCUCCAUCAAGACUCGAGCCAUGACGUCGAUGCCGACUUACUCGAUGAGGAGCUACGUCGACUGAGUCUAAGACAUCACUCGUCUGCUCAACCUUCUGCUCCAGGUCAGCGCAUCUCCGAAUAUGAGAACGCAAUGACUCCGCCUACUCCAAAGAAAGCACUGGGUUUCAAGGUUAUCAAGCGUUUUGAUGUACCCUCUGGCGGAGUCCUACUCGAAGAUUUUCCGAAUGAGAUCUUGACGCAUAUCUUCUCGCAUCUGCAUUCCGAUUCUCAUGCUGCUAUCGCUCUUGUUUCGAAACGCUUUUAUGCCCUUAUCACCAGCUCUCACGCCUGGCGCAUGGCCUUCCUGCGAUUCUUCCCUGGGCAUGAAGCACUCGAGGUCAAGAAUCAUGUGGAUAUCUGGUCUGACAGUUCGCCUGAUUUGAUCCAAUCCGAGUCUCGAUACUUCACUCGUCUUACGCCGCUGGCAUCCUGGAGGAAGGAAUACCUUCUUCGUACGCGCUUGGUUAGAUGUCUGGCUCGUGGUAAACCAGGUGCCUCUGUUGCCUCGGGCGGUAUUGGUGCAUCUGUUCGCAGUGGAAAGAAAACCAGUGCUGUCCUGACGUACAACUCCAAGCUGCCAUGGGCUGUAACGAACGUCCAUGCUGUCUUUACAAACGGCAAAAAGCCGCCAAAAGCGAUCCAUGGCUCUGCUGAUCUUGGAGUAGCAUCAGUCAGUGAUCCUACCAACGGAAGGGUCGAGAAAUGGGGAUUUGUUGAUCCUUUCAAUGCAAUGCAGCUUGACGAGGUGUUUCCCAACCUUGUGCCCUUCGGCUUAGGAGACGGCCCCGCGGCUACUCCCAACGUUCUCGAUGUUAGUCAGCCAUAUGGCGUACUUGCAGGUGAGGGUUUCCCAGGAGGUCGUCCAUACUACCGCCCUGUUGGCGAAAUCCGUGGGCGAUACCUCGGAGGGGUUUCUGGUGUUGUUGAUACAUAUCCCGAUAUCCCCAAGAUCCCGGAAAUGUCCGAGGCCAUCUGUAGUGUGUGGCUGGCCAAGUCAGCAAACGUGCCUACCAACACACAGUCAAUGGUUGGCAUGCUGACUGGUUCUACUCUUGGUGUUGUCACCUCAUAUGCUAUCGGAGGCGACAAUGGUCCUCAGCGUUACGAGUCUGGGGAUGUCACUGCUCGCUGGGUUCUCAGUCCUGGUGUGCCAAUCAUCGCUUUCAAGGUUGACGACAAUUACAGUCAGAAACGUAAGUCUACAGGGAGGAUAUGGGCCGUCGCCCUCAACGCCUUGGGCGAGGUCUAUUAUCUGACCGAGAUACCGACUACACAAAACCAAGACAAGAGUGAGGACGCCACCAAGAAUGCUUGGUUCGCUGGGCGAUCAGUCUGUUGGCAUCUCUUGGACUCUACUCGACGUGUUGCACGGCCAGACGAAUUGGACAAGAAUGCCAUCAAGGGUGCAUACUCGCCGCGGUCACCUUCCAACUCUAUGAAUUUGAGUAAGAGCCAAAUGGCUGCUGAGGCACGAGAAAUUGAAAAAUUCCUCCGCCACAAGCCUGCCCACUUUCGAAGAGCCUGUGAAGGAUGGGAUAUGCAACGUAAGCUGGAAGUCGAUUUUGCCAACGACGAUGGCCAUGGUGCAGGCGAGAACAUCUUUGUACUUGACUGUGGUCUUGCCGAAGAUCACCCUGCACACAUUGAACGUUAUACUCGGUCUCUAGUACCUCAAGACGCUCAAUCAUCUUCUGUCAUAUUAGCGCCUACCCCUCCUGCCCCUUCAAUGGCAAAGCAAGCAUCGCUCUUUGGUGCUACGCAUACAGAGGCAUUGGAGGUUCUAGAGGAGACGGCGUCAGGCUCUGCGUCUCCUGCUUCGCUUUCGUCAUCAGAUUUCGUGUCUCAUUUUCAUGAAUGGAAGAGUUGCUCAAUGUCAUUGAAAGGCCAAAGCCAUGCUGUUAUUACCAGUGUCUCGAUAGACUGUUCUAAUACGGCAGUUUUGACACUUGGCGAAGAUCCUCUACACGAAGCUGAGGACGAAAUUCCAGGCCGCCGUUCCCGUUUGUUUGCUGUCGGAACAGAUGAUGGCGCCGUACUUGUCUGGAAUGCUCGCGAGGAUAGCAAGGCCGUCGAGAUCAACCCUGUGCGACAAAUUCAGACCGAAUCUCCUGAAGUGUCCUGCGUGGCUCUCUCGGCCAUGUAUCUUGUCCAUGGUGGAAACGAUGGCCUUGUUCAAGCAUGGGAUCCCCUCGCGUCGACAUUGGACCCUGUCCGUACACUCAAUGCGAGGUCUAACGGCAGAGUGCCCCGACAUAUGAUGACAAUGAACCCCACCCUCAAUGAAUCGACUUAUUCAGCAGUUGGCGCUAUCUAUCUUGACCCCGAUCCCACUGUCCUUCGAGGUGUUGUUUCUUUCGGUGCGUUCUUGAGGUACUGGGCAUACAGCUCUGCCAGUCACGCCUCGGGACGCAAGCGUCGGCUCAGACAUACUGACGUACAUGGACGUUUGGCCAGUCGUCGCCAAGACGGCAAGGUUACUGGAUUCAUCGCUGCUGAGGAAGCUGAGAUCCAACGCGACAAUGAAAUAAAGGCGAGGGAGCAAAACCGUCUGCGCAACCGCUUUGGUGUCGGUACACUUGGGGACUUGACUGAGGAGGAGGCUUUGCGGUACGCACAGAUGGUUUCUGAGGAGGCGUUUCUCUUCGAGGAGCUUCGCCGAACUAGCGACUCAGCCGCUGAUGCAAGUCUGGACACCGCCUCGACAUUCAGCGAGACCACGGUUGACACUGUUACUCCUGAGCCUAGCGUCACUGAUAUGAUAACCCCCCCGUCUGCGUCGACUGAUAAUGUUGGCCGAGCGCCCGUCGAGGACGACUACGAACAGCAAAUUCAACAGGCCAUCCGACUGUCUUUGAUGGAAGGCGUCAACGAGAACGGCCCAUCGCCUCAGGUGGUAGAUUCGGGUGACUAUGAGUUUUCCCUGACAUACAAGCCCAAGUCCAACAAAAAGACCAAGGCCUCGAGAAGUGUAUCACCAGGCGCUUCCAAAGUGGAAUCUUCAGGCCAUCCUGGGCUCAUGGAUUAUGAUUUGGAACUUGCCCUGAAGCUCAGCAUGGAGGAUCAGGGCUUGUACCCAACUGAGGCAGAUUUAGGCUUUCAGUAUGAGGAGUUCCCGACUCUUGAGACUGAGGGCAUAGGCAAAGGCAAAGGUGUGCAGAGAUGGUGA